Molecule: messenger RNA, 579 nt
Organism: Rotaria sp. Silwood1
Lineage: Eukaryota; Metazoa; Rotifera; Eurotatoria; Philodinida; Philodinidae
Source: the annotation of a GenBank genome assembly
AUGAUUGAUUUUUGUCGUGAGCUUUACGAUGAUAAUUUAUCUAAGGUGGUAUUUAUCAAUGAACUUGAAUGUAAUCCUGAAAAUCGAUCAUCUAUAUAUUUCUAUACUGUUGAACAUUUUCUCUAUCGAAUACUUAAUAGAACUUUACGAUUACAAGAAAUAGAUAAACUCUAUCAUUUACGUUAUUAUAAAUCAGUUUCAUUUCUCUAUCGUGGACAAGGAAUACAAAGAGAAGAAUUUGAAAAAUUACAACAUAGUGUAGGUGGCUUAUUGUCAUUCAAUGCAUUUCUAUCAACUAGUACCGACUAUGCUGUUACUCAUCUGUAUGCAGAGACAAUUCUUUCGGCUACAGAUACAUUAGCAGUGUUUAUGAAGAUAGAUGUAAAAGUUGAAAAUUUAGGAAAUAACAUUUUCUCUGAUAUUGGCCAUUUGGCUCAUUUUACUGGCGAAACAAAAUAUCUUUUCUCGAUGGGUACUAUUUUUCGUAUUACAUCCGUUGAACAAGAAUCAAAUAGAAUCUAUUAUGUUAAACUUAUGUUAACAAAUGAUCAUGAUGAACAACUUACUUAUUUAAAAUGA